Messenger RNA from Cooperia oncophora, 1044 nucleotides. The record is from the annotation of a GenBank genome assembly. Lineage: Eukaryota; Metazoa; Nematoda; Chromadorea; Rhabditida; Trichostrongylidae.
AUGGAUGUGACCACCAUCCUGACCAUGUUUAGAGAAAUGAUGGACGAACAGAGGAAUGUUAUGAACGAACAGAAGAAUUUUGUGUUCGACCCGGAUGCCGACAUGAUUUUCUCCAAAUGGUUUUCAAGAUACAAGGAUGUGUUUAACGAAGACGCAAAGCAGCUUUCUGAAAAUACCAAAGUCAGAUUGCUCUGCGAAAAAUUGGAUCCUAUAUCUUUCGAGAAGUACCAGAGACAUGUGCUGCCAAGAGAUGUGACGGAAAUCGGGUUCACCGAGACGGUGGACAUACUCAAGCAGCUGUUUGAUUUCAAGUCGUCAUUGUUCACCACGAGAUAUCAAUGUCUCAAGCUAGAGAAGAGCCAAUCAGAAGACUGUUCCCCACGUAUACGCGGUCCAGCUACACCUCGGACGGGGGUCAAAUGCCUUUCCUUGGAUAUUUCGCGGAUUGAACUCAGCAGCAGGAGGCAACAGAUCAGCAGCAGGCUUAUCACAAUACUGGAUAGAGACCACAAAGCAGGCAAAACGGUCUCACUGCAACAAUUGCAUCAGGAAGAGACAGUGAAGUUGUCGCCGGAAGCUAGAAACAGCAAGCCACGUCGUUCAGAAAAGCGAAAGGAAAUAGAAUGUUGGAACUGCGAAGGCAAACAUCGUGCUAGUGGAUGCCAGGCAAAACCGUGGUUCUGCAAGAAGUGCAGGAAGGUCGGUCACAAGGAAAGGUUUUGUGACACUUUACGACAAAAGAAGACUGCGAGUCGCACAGAGGCGACGCAGAAAACUCAGCAUACUAAAGAGAAGUUCUCGAGGAACAGAAACAACAGAGGUCCGAGAAAGCAAGUACGAAUCGUCAAGAUUGCAAAUGCAGCAGUUCAGGCAAACUCUUCCCGUGUGUACAUCGACGCUGUAGUGAACAACUACUCUGUCAAAUUCCUUCUCGAUACUGGAUCAGACAUCACGUUACUGAACGAGAAGAUUUGGAAAAGAUGGCUCUCCCCAGCAUUGGAAAAGACCAAUAUAGUCGUGAAAAAACGCAAUGAGAUUCCAUGA